Molecule: messenger RNA, 867 nt
Organism: Rubroshorea leprosula
Lineage: Eukaryota; Viridiplantae; Streptophyta; Magnoliopsida; Malvales; Dipterocarpaceae
Source: the annotation of a GenBank genome assembly
GGACAAGGCGCUUUCAGACGAGGACUGUACCGAUUACAGAGUUGCAUUCUUCUUCUUGUACAGGGUUCGCUUCUAGGACGAGUGCAGCUCAUUCGCCGCCACAGACCGUCUGUCCGGCAACUGAUAGGAAUUGAUACUUUUGGAAGAAAAUGGAUAUUUUCAAAAUUAGUGGGAGUAUAUCAUGGAUGGACAAAUAAUACAGCUUCCAGUACCACUUACUACUUUAUCACACGGUUUUGAUUUUCAACGGAUUUAAUGCAACAAAGAUGUUGGAAAAGCUGAGAUAUGUAGUAAAUACGGCAUUGACAAAGACUUGACAGCCAUAGAGCACCAAAACAGCCAGAGGCGACCUGCCCUCCCCUGUGAUGGAACUUGGAAAUCCUUGUGCUUGUCGAACCCUGGUCUCCUCAGGAACUUGAGUGCAGCGGUAGCUGUGUCUGUUUUUGUUUCUAGAAAACAUAUGACAUGUGGACGAUUCAUCUUAAUUAGCUCUCGACACUCUUUUCGGAAGGGACCACGUUGAACCCCCUGUUAUUCCAUGAUACAAUCUUCAUUUACAAGUUGUAAGAGGAGACGCAACUGAAUCCUCAGGUUGGGUCGCGGGCUAGACACUUGGGCUUCAACAAUUGGAGAAGGGGUGAUGUCCAUCUCAGCUGUACCAUCAUUUGUAAUUGCGUUGUUUCCCAUCUCAGCCAUUGCUUUUUUCUUUAUUUGCUCCGAUCAAUGCGGCUUCCUCAUCCAUCAACUCCUCAAUUAUAGCAAAACGAUUUUGUUGCGAGACUUUCGUUCCUUGACUUCUUUGGAGAGCCGCUGAUUUCGUCAAAUUUUUUGGGAUAGAUUGUGAAGAAAUAAAAAUUUUAGUUUAUU